Messenger RNA from Boleophthalmus pectinirostris (great blue-spotted mudskipper), 2142 nucleotides. RefSeq names its product BR serine/threonine kinase 2b (gene brsk2b). The transcript has 19 exons. Gene Ontology annotation, biological process: intracellular signal transduction; protein phosphorylation; microtubule cytoskeleton organization. Gene Ontology annotation, molecular function: tau-protein kinase activity; protein serine/threonine kinase activity; ATP binding. NCBI's taxonomy places the organism in Eukaryota, Metazoa, Chordata, Actinopteri, Gobiiformes, Gobiidae. The coding region runs from base 1 to 2142 and encodes 713 amino acids. Gene Ontology annotation, cellular component: cytoplasm. The record is from RefSeq and is a predicted model, not a curated record.
AUGUCAUCGUCCGGUAAAGACAACAGCGGUGCCCAACAUGCCAAUUACGUGGGACCUUACCGUUUGGAGAAGACGCUGGGGAAAGGACAGACAGGGUUGGUCAAACUUGGGGUCCACUGUGUAACAUGUCAGAAAGUCGCCAUAAAGAUUGUCAACCGAGAGAAGCUCAGCGAGUCAGUACUAAUGAAGGUGGAGCGGGAAAUAGCGAUUCUGAAGCUCAUAGAACACCCACACGUUUUAAAGCUACAUGACGUCUAUGAAAACAAAAAGUACUUGUACUUGGUGCUAGAACAUGUAUCAGGAGGGGAGCUCUUUGACUACCUGGUGAAGAAAGGCAGACUGACACCAAAAGAAGCCAGGAAGUUCUUCAGACAGAUCAUGUCCGCCCUCGACUUCUGCCACAGUCACUCCAUAUGCCACCGGGACCUGAAACCAGAAAACCUGUUGCUAGAUGAAAAGAACAACAUCAGGAUAGCAGACUUUGGCAUGGCAUCCCUUCAGGUUGGAGACAGUCUCUUGGAAACCAGCUGUGGAUCUCCACACUACGCCUGUCCAGAAGUCAUCAGGGGGGAGAAGUACGACGGGAGGAAAGCAGACGUGUGGAGCUGUGGAGUCAUUCUGUUUGCCCUCUUGGUGGGAGCUUUGCCGUUCGAUGAUGACAACUUGAGAAAUCUUCUGGAGAAGGUGAAGCUGGGGGUUUUUCACAUGCCACACUUCAUCCCUCCAGACUGCCAGAACCUGCUCAGGGGCAUGAUCGAAGUGGAUGCCUCCAAACGGCUAACGCUCGAGCAGAUCCAGAAGCACACGUGGUACAUAGGGGGCAAGAAUGAACCAGAACCGGAGCAGCCCGUGCCCAGGAAGGUGACCAUCCGAAGCCUCCCUUCAUCGGACGACAUCGACCCAGAUGUUUUGGACAGCAUGCACUCACUGGGCUGUUUCAGGGACAAGAACAAACUGCUGAAAGACCUCCUCUCUGACAGUGACAACCAGGAAAAGAUGAUCUAUUUCCUUCUGCUGGACCGUAAGGAGAGGUAUCCCAGUCAGGAGGACCAGAAUCUGCCACCACGCAAUGAAGUUGAUCCACCAAAGAAGAGAGUGGACAGCCCCAUGUUGAAUCGCCACGGGAAGAGGAGACCAGAGAGGAAGUCUAUGGAGGUGCUGAGUGUUACGGAUGGGGGCUCGCCUGUUCCUGCCAGGAGGGCCAUUGAUAUGACACAGCAUGGACAGAGGUCACGGUCCAUUAGCGGGGCCUCCUCCGGUCUGUCCACCAGCCCUCUCAGUAGCCCACGGGUCACCCCGCACCCUUCCCCUCGAGGAAGCCCCCUCCCCACACCCAAGGGGACCCCGGUGCACACGCCCAAGGACAGCCCGUCCGGGACCCCCACCCCCACACCGCCCCCCAGCCCGUCCAUCGGAGGAUUGCCCUGGAGGACGCGCCUCAACACCAUCAAGAACAGCUUUUUGGGAUCGCCACGCUUCCACCGCAGAAAGCUGCAAGUUCCCACACAAGAGGAGAUGUCCAGCCUCACUCCAGAGUCUUCCCCAGAGCUUGCCAAAAAAUCCUGGUUCGGUAACUUCAUCAACCUGGAAAAAGAAGAGCAGAUCUUCAUCGUCAUCAGGGACAAGCCCCUCAGCUCCAUCAAGGCGGACAUCGUUCAGGCCUUCCUAUCGAUCCCGAGCCUGAGCCACAGCGUCAUCUCCCAGACCAGUUUCCGGGCAGAGUACAAGUCCACGGCGGGUCCCACGGUUUUCCAGAAGCCCGUCAAGUUCCAAGUGGACAUCACCUACACGGAGAGCACAGCCGCCACCAAGGAGAACGGCAUCUACUCAGUCACGUUCAUCCUUCUUUCAGGGCCCAGUCGGCGUUUUAAGCGAGUAGUGGAGUCCAUUCAGAGCCAGUUGUUAAGCACGCAUGACCAGCCUGGGGUCCAACAGCUAACUGGCAGCCCAUUGAGUCACUUCUUUGACGUAAUUAAACAACUCUUUUCAGACGAGAAGAACGGCCAGGUGCCCUCCUACGCCCCCAAGCACUGCCCCUCACCCGCGCUGGUCCGGAGACUCCCCGAUCACGAAAACAAUGACGCUAAAUGCCCCCGGGCUAAGCUAUCCGUGGCAUCCGUCGGCACGCAGGAUGAAUCAUAG